This is a messenger RNA of Candoia aspera, 7152 nucleotides long. RefSeq names its product kielin cysteine rich BMP regulator (gene KCP). NCBI's taxonomy places the organism in Eukaryota, Metazoa, Chordata, Lepidosauria, Squamata, Candoiidae. The transcript is spliced from 51 exons. The record is from RefSeq and is a predicted model, not a curated record. Gene Ontology annotation, molecular function: protein binding. The coding region runs from base 1 to 7152 and encodes 2383 amino acids. Gene Ontology annotation, cellular component: extracellular region.
AUGCGGGGCUGCUGGCAGCUGUACGUGCUCCCCUGGGCGGCGCUGGCCCUGCAGGGCGCCUGGCCGGGGCCGGGGCCGGGGCCGGGGCCGGCGCGCCGCGACCUCGGGGACGACGUCCUUGACCUGCUGGAGGCGCUCAACAUCAGCCGCUCGGUGCCAGGCGUCACCAAGUCCAAGGGCCCCGAUCCAGGAAUCCCGGCCUGGAAGUUCCGCCGGCGGGUGCCCCCACUCACCCUGCCCUGGGAUUACUCCGUCUACCUGCUGUCCACGGUGCAGGCUGCCCUCGGGUUCCACUUCGUGGCCCGCCAGAGCCCUGGCUCGGAGGGGACUCUCAUUUCCCUGGCCUCCCCAGCGGCCUCUGAGCGGGACGGGCGGCCCCUCUUGCAGCUGGUGUCCAGCACCCAGGAGAACCGGCUGAGGCUGGAGUACCGGGCUGCGCAUGACAUGGAGCCAGCCUCGCUGACCUUCCCCGGCGGCACCCCCUUCUCCCAUGGCCGCUGGGUGCAACUGGCCCUCAACCUGGAGCCCCGGCGCAUCUCCCUGUUCGUGGGCUGCCAGGAGCCCUUCGUCUUGGAGAAGAGCAGCAGGAGGCACCUGCUGAGCCUCCUGCUACCCCUCGAUCUGCAGAUCACCUUUGCCAGCUUGGCUGGAGACGAGACCAGCAAGUUCCUGGGCACCUGGCAGACGGCCGAGAUCUCGCCCCACGGCUUCCCCCACCGCCCCUGGCACUGUGAGAAUCUGCCAGGUAAGAGUCCCAAUCCAGAUUGCACGCCAGCAUUCCCAGGGCUGGGUGGGGCUGGAUGUUCCCUGUCACGGGCGGGGCUGGACCGGUUCUCUCGGCCCUACACUCUGCCUGCGGAGCAGUAUGUCAGUCUGCCGGAGGGACCUUCCCUCGAGCUGGACUCCUCGCCACCCUUUGAGCCGUUGGCCCUGGCAGAUGCCCACUACUACCAGCAGGAGCCCAGCCAGCGGGAUUUCCCACCUCCGGGGUCUGCACCGUCCAGUGUGGCCAGCCCGGAGGAGCGGAUCCAGAGACUGGAGGAGCUGGUCGAGGGACUGGGGACGAUGCUGGACAUGGUGAAGGAGCAGAAUUCUGACCUGCUGGGCCGGGUGAAGUCCCUGGAGCUCUGCGAGUGUCGGCGGCUGACCUGCUUUGCGGAUGGGCGGCAUUACGAGGAGGGGGCUUCCUGGGACCAAGACCCGUGCAUCUCCUGUGUGUGUGUGCGAGGCCAGGCUGAGUGCAGUUUGCAGCCCGACCGGAUGCACUGCCUGGGUGAGGAAAUGCCUGGCCCCCUCCCUUUCCUGCCCCACCCCAAGAAACCCCCCUUCCUACACUCACAAACACGAUUGCAGCUUCCCCAGGAGAUAUUUCUUCUUUCCUCGCAUGCACUGCAUUUCAUCAGUUGCACUUUUCCCUUGAACCACUUCUCUCCAGGGAGAAGUUCAACAGGUGCACCUUUUCCCCGCCCUCCCAUGAUUUCCGUCCUCCCUGCAGGCUGUGCUGAUGGGAGGAAAGAAGGUGAGAGCUGGACGCCGGAUCCCUGUCGGAGAUGCCAGUGCAAGGAUGGCAGAGUCACCUGUGAAUUGGAAGAUUGCCCCCCAGUGCCGUGCCAGCAUCCUGCCACCCCUGUGGACCGGUGUUGCCCUGAGUGUGGGGACUGCCUGUACCAGGGGCAGCUGCUGAAGGACAGAGGCGGCUUCCUGGAGGAUCCAUGCACCCACUGCACCUGCGAGGCAGGCACAGUCCGGUGCCAAGUGACUGAAUGCCCGCAGCUUUUGUGCCAGGACCGCUACACGCCAGCUGGGCAGUGCUGUCCCAGUUGCCGUCAAGGCUGCGAGUACGAAGGACAGCAACACCCGGACGGGGAUGUCUUCGUGGCCGCUUCCAACCCCUGCUUGAAUUGCUCCUGCCUGGGAAGCCUGGUGCAAUGCCACCCCAUCCAGUGCCCGCCAGCCCUCUGCGUUGCACCCAUCCCGCAGCCAGGCCAGUGCUGCCCCACCUGUUCCGCUUGUGAGCUGGACGGGCAUCCCCUGGAACCUGGGCGGCAGGUCCUCUCGGCCGACGGAUGCCAACGCUGCUCCUGUUCUGAUGGGAAACUUCUCUGCUCCCAGAUCCCAUGCCCAGAGCUGGACUGUUCCAAUCCAGAGGAGAUGCCCAGAGAAUGUUGCCCCCGAUGCCAGGGUUGUGUGGAUGGAACGGCCAGACACGAACACGGGGAAGAGUGGACGCCUCCCACGGACCCCUGCCUGAAGUGCAAGUGCCUGGAGGGCAAUGCCAUCUGCAAACGGAGGCACUGCGCCAGUCUGUGCCGCCACCCUGCCCGCCCUCGCCCAGGCACCUGCUGCGCCAUCUGCGAUGGCUGCCUUUGGGGGGGACGCGAGUACCGCAGUGGCGACCCCGUGCAGAGCGAGGACCCCUGUGAGCGCUGCAGUUGCGUGGCCGGCGAGGUCUCUUGCAGACGGGUGGACUGCCCGCCCGUCCCCUGCAGCCACCCUGGCAAGCGUCCAGAGCAGUGUUGUCCCACCUGUGAUGCCUGUGAAUUUGAAGGGCAGUGGUACCCGAACAAGGAGACCUUCGCCCCUGCCGAGGGAGGCCCCUGCCUGCACUGCCAGUGCUUGGACGGGCAUGUCCAGUGCCAAGAGCAGCUGUGUCCCCCAGCGCCAUGCUCCCAGCCGCUCCAGGACCCAGAACGCUGCUGUCCGGUAUGCACAGGGUGUGUUUUCGAGAACCUCGAGUUUGAAGAUGGCACCGAGUGGGUGCCAGCGGGAGACCCCUGCAGCGUCUGCACCUGCCUCCUGGGGGAGACGGUGUGCCAUGCCCACCAGUGCCCCCCAGUCGCCUGCCAGCACCCGGCCCGGCUUCUCGGGUCCUGCUGUCCCCGGUGCCAUCAGUGCUUCUACCACCAGCACCUCUACAGCCACAAUCAAGAGUUCACCGAUCCAGACAGUCCCUGCCAGAGCUGCCGGUGUAUGGGCGGCACAGUCCAUUGCUCACCCACUGUUUGUCCGCCAGUGACUUGCCCCCACCCAGAGCGGAGGCCUGGAUCCUGCUGCCCCACAUGCCCUGACUGCCUUCAUGAGAACCGUGUGGUGCCCGAGGGAGAGGAGAUCCCCAACCCGCUGGAUCCUUGCCAGGCCUGUCUCUGCACUGGCGGGGAGCUGGUCUGCGCCCCCCGGAAGUGCUCGGCUCCCCUCUGCGCCCACCCCUUGCCCGGCUCCUGCUGCCAGAACAACUGCAACGGCUGUAGCUACACUGGAAAGCAGUACCCCAACGGAGCAGAGUUCCCGCACCCCACAGACAGUUGCCGGCAGUGCCACUGCAUUAACGGCCACGUGCAGUGCCUCUCCCGCCGAUGCCCGCCCCUGCUCUGCCCCGAGCCCUUCGUGAAGCCCCGAGAGUGCUGCCCCCAGUGUCCAGCCCCUCCAGCUGGCUGCCUUUACUUGGGGGUCUCCUACAAGCACCUAGAGCGCUUCUACGACCCAUCGGAGAAGUGCCGGAACUGCGUCUGCGCCAACGGCACCAUCACUUGCCAGCGCCAGCCCUGCAUGCCAGCCCCGUGCUCCCACCCGCUGCAACAGGGCUGCUGCCGCUCCUGUGAUGGCUGCCUUUACCAAGGCAAAGAGCUGCCCAACGGGGAGCAGUUUGCAGACCCCCGAGACCCCUGCCGCCUCUGCUCCUGCUGGGAAGGGAGCGUGGUCUGCAAGCGCAAGACCUGCCCUGCAGCCGAGUGCCCGUUCCCGGUCCCUGGGCCCUGCUGCAAGAGCUGCAAAGGGUGCAAAUACGUCUCCUUGAGCUACCUGAAUGGGCAGGAGUUCCCGGACCCCCAGGAUGCCUGCGGUGUCUGCACCUGCCUGGACGGCUCCGUCAGCUGCACGAAGAAACCCUGCUUCCGGGCACACUGCAGCCACCCGCUCCAGAGGCCCGGGGAGUGCUGCCCUACGUGCCAGGACUGCGCCCUUAAUGGGGUCACUGUGGCCAACGGUCAAGCCGUUCCCGAUCCGGAAGACCCUCUCUGCUCUCAGUGCACCUGCCAGGCAGGCUCAGUCCAUUGUAUGAAGAAGCUCUGCACCCCAGCCAGCUGUGCCCAUCCUGUGCCCGGCCCAUGCUCCUGCCCCCUGUGCCAGGGCUGCAGGUUCCAGGGCCAGGACUACGGGGAGGGAGACAGCUUUGCUUCCCACCACCAGCCCUGCGAGGAAUGCCAGUGCCUGAGAGGCAACGUCUCCUGCAGGCCCCGGCCGUGCCCCCCGCCCCUCUGCCCCCACCCGUCCCACGACCCCUGCGGCUGCCCCACCUGCGGGGCCUGCAGCUUCCACGGACGAGACCACGAGGAGGGGGAGCGCUUUCCUGACCCCCGGGAGCCCUGCAGCCGCUGCACCUGCCUGCGUGGCACGGUGAAGUGCUCUCCCGUGCCGUGUCCUCCCACGCCCUGCCAGGAGCCCGUCACACCACCCGGCCAGUGCUGCCCCAAAUGCACGGGCUCCUGCCGCCACCACGGGCAGCUCUACAAGAGCGGGGAGGCAUUCACGUCGCCCCAGGAUGCAUGCCACGAGUGUACUUGCCUGGCUGAAAUGGUGACCUGCCAGCCAAAGCCUUGCCCGCAGCAGUGUACCCACCCUGUGCCCCCAGCCAGGGCCAUCUGCUGCCCCCUCUGCGAUGGCUGUCUUUACGAGGGCCAGAAGUACACCAACCAACAAGCCUUCACGCCACCCUCUGACCCCUGCCAGCGCUGCCGCUGCCUGCGGGGCAACGUGCUCUGCGCCCCCGUGGGGUGUCCACCAGCACCGUGUACCAGUACCAGUCGCAGGCCUGGCCAGUGCUGCCCUCAGUGCCCAGUGUGCCAGCAUGCAGGCCAGGAGUACCCCGAAGGCUCCCAGUGGCCCUCACCUUUGGACCCCUGCCAGCAGUGCUCCUGUGGGCCUGGCAGGGAAGCCUCUUGUGAGCCGGUGCCCUGCGAAGCUGCGCUCUGCUCCCACCCGGCUCCAGGACCCUGCUGCCCACAGUGCCACGACUGCUUCUUUGAAGGGGAGCGCUAUGCCCAUGGGCAGGCCUUCCAGCCCGAGUCGUGCCUCCGGUGCACCUGCCAGGACGGGAACGUCCACUGCGAGGUGAUCGCCUGUCCUCCUGCAAUGUGUGCCCACCCGGUGACAGAGCCAGGAAUCUGCUGCCCCCGUUGCAAAGGUUGUGUGCACAAGGGCCAGGAGCGGGCCGACGGCAGCAGCUGGUUUUCUCCCGCGGAGCCCUGCCAGGCCUGCCUGUGCGUGGACGGCGUGGUAACCUGCACCCGGAUUGUCUGCGUGAGCCCCUGCCCCGCUCAGCUGGGAGUGCCAGGGGAGUGCUGCCCGGUGUGUGCAGACUGCAGUCACAAGGGCCGCGAGUACGGGCCGGGUGAGAGUUUCCAGCCUGGAGAAGACCCCUGCGAAAUCUGCACCUGUCAGCUAAUGUCUGACGGCCAUCAGCACCUGCGAUGCCACCGCAAACAGUGCCCGAGCCUGCUGGACUGCUCCCAGGACCAGAUCCAGCCCCCGGGGCCUGGUGCCUGCUGCCCGGCCUGUGCCCAAGCCCUCAGCAACUGCACCACCGACCUGGUGGGCAACGAGGUCCAGGCCACCCAGGCGCCCUGCUACACCUGUAUGUGCCAGGAUUUGACCUGGGUCUGUGUGCACCAAGGAUGCCCACUGCUGAGCUGCCCCAUCGCUGAGCACUUCACUCUGCCAGGUUCCUGCUGUCCAAUCUGUGACGAAUGCACGAUCGAGGCAGACGGACGGCGCGUGUCCGACGGGGAGACCUGGAAGGACAGUGCCGACAGCUGUGUGUCCUGCUCAUGCAACCUGGGACACGUUGAGUGCCACAUCCAGGAAUGUCUGCCCUUGUCGUGCCAGGAUGGCCUGGUGGAGGUGCGGGUGCCUGGGCAGUGCUGCGCAGAAUGCCAAGAUCCCAGCAGGAGCUGCUCGCAGCUGGGCCAGCUGUUCCACUCCAAGCAGCACUGGCAGGUGGACGAAUGCACCUCCUGCGCCUGCGUGUCCGGCCAGGUGCACUGUCGCCGGAAGCGCUGCCCCCCCUCCACCUGCGCCGCUGAUGAGACUCCGGCCCUGAUCCCCGGGGUAUGCUGCCCCCGCUGCGUCCCGCAUCCCGCCACCUGCGUGGCCUUUGGUGACCCCCACUACCAGACUUUCGACGGCAAAAUGGUCCACUUCCAGGGAGGCUGCACGUACGUCCUGGCCCAGGAUUGCAACGGGGGGGACUUCAGCAUCCACGUGACCAACGACGAUCGCGGCCGCCCGGGUGUGUCCUGGACCAAGGAGGUGGCUGUGCUGAUCGGGGACACCAUGGUGCAGCUGCUGCAGGACCAUGUGGUUGUGGUAGACUCCCAGACGGUGGCCCUCCCCUUCCUGAAGGAGCCCCACCUCUCUGUGGAGCGAAAGGGCAGCACCCUGCUGCUGAACACCAACAUUGGCAUCAAGGUGCUCUGGAAUGGCCGCUCACACCUAGAAGUCAGCGUGCCCGGCACUUACAAAGGGCACCUGUGCGGACUUUGUGGCAACUUCAACAGCUACCCCCAGGACGAUCUGCGGAUGCGGUCGGGGCAGCUGAGCCUGUCGGAAGCCGCCUUUGGCAACAGCUGGAAGGUGGCCGGUGCCAACGCUGCAGGGCCGGAUCGCUGCGUCGACGGGCUGGACGCAGACCCCUGCAAGGAGUCUGGGUACCGCUCCCGCAAAGAGGCCAAUGCCCGUUGCAAGGUGCUGAAGUCGCCCCCGUUCGAGCGCUGCCACGCCGUGGUGUCCCCGGAGCCCUUUUUUGCCUCCUGCGUGUACGACCUCUGCGCCUGCGGGGCCGCCAACAGUGACGACUGCCUCUGCGAGGUCCUGGAGGCCUACGCCAGCCAGUGCCGCCACGCUGGCUUGGCACUCCAGUGGCGCUCAGCUACCCUCUGCGCUGUGGGCUGCCCCCAAGACCGGGGCUACGUGUUUGACGAGUGUGGCCCCCCCUGCCCCAAGACCUGCUUCAACCAUGCUGUGCCCCCAGGCGUGCUGGAGUCCCACUGCUUUAAGCCCUGUGUGCCAGGGUGCCAAUGCCCAGCAGGCAUGGUGGAACACGAGGCACACUGCAUCCUCCCGGAGGCCUGUCCACCCAUCAUCCACGGCACCCUCUGA